AGUAACGCUAUCUUAGUCUCACACAGAGUUUGCUUGCUUCCUCAGUUCCUUCAGUUUGCUCUGAUUAAGCUCGAAAGCGCGAAAACUUCUUCAACCAACUUAGCCAUGAAGAGAGACAUCUUCGAAGACGAGCAGACCUUGGACUUGGUUAGCUGCUUGAUGCUGCUAUCCAAAGACGGCCAAAAUGAUGCAUCACCAAUCAAGAAACAUAAGACGUCAGAUCGUGCCUUUGUUUGCAAGACGUGUAACCGCGAGUUCUCUUCGUUCCAAGCCCUUGGAGGCCACAGAGCGAGUCACAACAAACCGAGACUAAUUGCCGGAAAUGGUACAUCAGACCUUUUACAGCUGGCGCAGUCAUCGCCGAACUUGCCGGCCAAGCCGAAGACCCACGAGUGCCCCAUCUGCGGUGUUGAAUUCGCAAUCGGGCAAGCACUUGGGGGUCACAUGAGGAGACACAGGGACGUUAUGACUUCUGCUGCUACUGAUCGGGGUCAGGCGGCAGCCGUGCCGGUGUUGAAGAAAUCAAAUAGUAGCAAAAGGGUGUCGUGCUUAAAUCUGGAGUUGAAUUUGGCACCACCGGGAUAUCAACGUCAUUAUGACUUGACGAAGUUGCAGUUGAUUGCUUGAGACUGAAUUAUAUAGAGUUGUACUUACGUUAUUAGGAUAGAUGUGGAUUUCUGUAGUCUCGAGAGUUCGAAACUAUUUGUAUAUCGAUACAGUUGAGAUGAUUGUAUUUGUUUCGCCUA
Messenger RNA from Argentina anserina (silverweed cinquefoil), 746 nucleotides. RefSeq names its product zinc finger protein ZAT12-like. Gene Ontology annotation, biological process: response to stress; response to chitin. The record is from RefSeq and is a predicted model, not a curated record. Bases 106 to 627 code for a protein of 173 amino acids. Lineage: Eukaryota; Viridiplantae; Streptophyta; Magnoliopsida; Rosales; Rosaceae. The transcript has a single exon.